AUGGCGCACCUGCCAAAAUAUGAGGCAAGGCGGAUGCUGCUAGCCGUGCUUGCGUCAAUUGUUUUACGGCUACGUCAUGGCGCUGCUAGCGGCGAGUUGAAUUUGACAAUUAUUCACACCAACGACAUUCACGCUCACCUUGACGAAAGCAACAAAUAUGGAGGCACAUGCUUUGACGGCAAUGUAACCAAUUCCACGUGCGUCGGAGGAGUGGCUCGAAUUGUUGCUAAAAUGAAGGAAAUUAGAGCAAAUGUGACGAAUUCGCUGUUUGUGAAUGCCGGAGACUUCUUUCAAGGCACUCCUUACUACACCCUCUUCAAAUCAAGAGUCAUAUCUGCUGUCAUGUCACAGAUGGAUUACGAUUAUGCGUGUCUUGGAAACCACGAAUUUGACGACGGGCCGGCCAAUCUUGCCCCUUUUCUUCAGAAGAUGAAAGAGUAUAAUGUAACAAUCGUGGGAACAAAUACAAACUUUUCACAAGAUCCACAUCUCAAGACGUACGACCUUGUAAAGUCUGCUGUAAAAAUAAUUGAUGGCAUAAAGAUCGGAAUUAUCGGCGCAGUAAUUCCUACCACGAAAUAUGGUUCAAACCCAGGACCAAACGUGGAAUUUUAUGACGAAAAAGUUAGUUUUCGAAACGAGGUUGACUAUCUCGUCAGCAAGAACGUAAAUAUUAUAAUAGCUAUUACACACAGUGGCUUCGACCGCGAAGUCGAUAUUGUCACGAACAUUACAGAAAUAGACAUACUGGUUGGUGGACACACAAACACAUUCCUUUACACAGGUACGGAUCACCCUAAAGAGGAUAAGCCUGAAGGUCCGUAUCCCUACGUCGUGAACAGGACAGACGGAAGCAAGGCCCUCGUGGUGCAGGACUUCCGCUUCGGGAAAUACCUCGGCAGAUUGGAUGUGACAUUCAACAGCACUGGUCACGUUGUAUCUUGGGGUGGAAAUCCUGUCCUUCUGAACGUUUCUGUCGAGGAAGAUUACGAGAUGAUAUGCGUAUUGGAGCCUUUCAAACAAAACCUCACAGAACGAAUGAAACAGGUGGUAGGCAGCACUAGGGUCCUCAUGGAGCACAAGCACGACAUAUGCAGAAUGCAAGAGUGUAACCUCGGCAACUUGAUCGCGGAUGCUUACUUUGAGUACUACCUCGACGAGGAGAACACAACGAGUGGCCCUAACUGGUCGGAACUGAACGGCGCUGUCGUGACUGCUGGCAGCAUCAGAACGGGGCUUCCAAGCUUCUAUAAUGUAACCUGGGGCGAUGUGGUGUCUACGCUACCAUAUGGAAAUUCUCUUGUAACGGUCACACUCUCUGGUAUUGACUUAUGGAACAUGUUUGAGAACUCCGUGACAAUGUACAACACAACAAGAGAGAUGCAAAAAGGUCGUUUUCUUCAAGUAUCAGGGUUCCGAGUUGAAUAUAAUUUGACAACAGAAAAUAACCGAGUGAUCUCUGUCAAUGUCCUUUGCGCAAACUGCAGCGUGCCGAUAUACGAACCACUCAAGUGUCAGGCCACCUACAAAAUUGUUACCUCAGACUACGUUGCAAGAGGUGGUGAUGGCUACAAAUUCUCCAAUUCCGUGAUCGUCAGCGAUGUCGGUCCAAUCGAAUACGAAGCCCUGGAGAAAUACAUCGCUAAAAUGUCGCCGAUAUGGACGCCAGACGAAGGUCGCAUAAAAAUCACCUGGAAUAAGACGGACGAAGAAGCAGUACUCAACUACACCAAAUCAAUACGCCAGAACCAGAAGUGCGAAAAAGGUGCAUGCGAUGUAAGCCAUUAAGUCGAAU
This is a messenger RNA of Rhipicephalus sanguineus (brown dog tick), 1795 nucleotides long. Its product is annotated as protein 5NUC. Lineage: Eukaryota; Metazoa; Arthropoda; Arachnida; Ixodida; Ixodidae. Gene Ontology annotation, molecular function: nucleotide binding; 5'-nucleotidase activity; metal ion binding. The coding region runs from base 1 to 1788 and encodes 595 amino acids. The record is from RefSeq and is a predicted model, not a curated record. The transcript is spliced from 9 exons. Gene Ontology annotation, biological process: AMP catabolic process. Gene Ontology annotation, cellular component: plasma membrane.